GACAGGGCCGGGCCGGGACAGUGGCCGGGGAAAGCGGAGGGGCCUGCGCGGCCGCCCGGCCCGGCCGCAAAGCAACCUCUCCCCAGGCUCCCGGGACCAUGGGCCUUGGGCCCUGAAGACGAGGCCCUCCCUGUGGCAAUGACGACAGACGACUGCUGCCACCUCCCCGGCUCCCUGUGCGACUGCUCCGGCAGCCCCGCCCUCACCAAGGUCGUGGAGUCCACGGGCCUCGGGCCGCCCCAGUAUGUGGCGCAGGUGACCUCCAGGGACGGCCGGUUCCUCUCAACUGUCAUCCGAGCCUUGGACACACCGAGCGAUGGCCCCUUCUGCCGGAUCUGCCACGAGGGGGCCAACGGGGAGACCCUGCUGUCACCGUGUGGCUGCGCUGGCACACUGGGCGCUGUGCACAAGAGCUGCCUGGAGAGGUGGCUGUCCUCGUCCAACACCAGCUACUGUGAGCUGUGCCACACAGAGUUUGCGGUGGAGAAGCGGCCCCGGCCCCUCACCGAGUGGCUGAAGGACCCCGGGCCCCGGAAGGAGAAGCGGACGCUGUGCUGCGACAUGGUGUGCUUCCUGUUCAUCACACCGCUGGCGGCCAUCUCAGGCUGGCUGUGCUUGCGUGGAGCCCAAGACCACCUCCGGCUGCACAGCCGGCUGGAGGCUGUGGGGCUCAUCGCCCUCACCAUCGCACUUUUCACCAUCUACGUCCUCUGGACGCUGGUCUCCUUCCGCUACCAUUGCCAGCUGUACUCCGAGUGGAGAAAGACCAAUCAGAAAGUCCACCUGAAGCUCCGUGACACCGCGGGCUUCCAGGGCACCCUGCAUUCCCCGCUGGCAGCUGGACUCCUGAAGAAGGUGGCCGAGGAGACACCUGUAUGACAGGCGGGCGGCAGCCAAGGGCUCUGCAGCAAGAGGCCAGCGGCAGCUGGGGACACCCUGGCGUUGGCAAGGACGGAACCGCCUGCCCAGUCUCACAUGGCCGGAAUGCUUCCUUGGCCCAGAGCUGCCAAGCGGAGCCUCUGCUGGGGUCCUGCGGGACCGCAUGGCCCGCUCUUUGGACAGGCUCGUCUCUACCGAGGACAGAGGGAUGUGGUUACAAGCUUCACGUACAGCGAGCCCCCGUUUCCUCUGGCAGCCGUAGCUGAGGAGCUGGAAAGUUCUAGCAAGCUUCUUGCGCUUUUCUGCCCCUGGCGAAUUUGCUCCCCUGGCGUCCUUGACUUAUAAAGUUGAACCAUCUUCUCCCAAGCGUACCCCGAGUGAAUAAAGGGAGCCCCUGCUCAUCA
Molecule: messenger RNA, 1283 nt
Organism: Echinops telfairi (small Madagascar hedgehog)
Lineage: Eukaryota; Metazoa; Chordata; Mammalia; Afrosoricida; Tenrecidae
Gene: MARCHF2
Product: membrane associated ring-CH-type finger 2
Exons: 5
Coding region: 139-879 (246 amino acids)
Biological process (GO): protein ubiquitination
Molecular function (GO): zinc ion binding; ubiquitin-protein transferase activity
Source: RefSeq, a predicted model, not a curated record